Messenger RNA from Ambispora leptoticha, 129 nucleotides. NCBI's taxonomy places the organism in Eukaryota, Fungi, Glomeromycota, Glomeromycetes, Archaeosporales, Ambisporaceae. The record is from the annotation of a GenBank genome assembly.
AUGGCGUACAGUCAUAUAUACGUGAAUUGCAUGCCAGAAGAGCAAUUCCCAGUUGCAGCAACACUGUCUUCAUAUUCGCCAACACAAAAUCAAUCUUACUUGGGCUACUCAACCAAAAUAGCACUAUGA